Molecule: messenger RNA, 1266 nt
Organism: Plenodomus lingam JN3
Lineage: Eukaryota; Fungi; Ascomycota; Dothideomycetes; Pleosporales; Leptosphaeriaceae
Biological process (GO): post-translational protein targeting to membrane, translocation
Cellular component (GO): endoplasmic reticulum; endoplasmic reticulum membrane
Source: RefSeq, a predicted model, not a curated record
AUGAGCGCUGAAGGUGCACCCGCCCAAGAAGGCCCUCCACCUCAAGGGCCGCCUCAGCCGCAGCAGGGCGAAGGCAUCUCUAUUCCUGUUCCUCUGGGACCCAACGGCGAGAGACCCACCCCGGAGCAAAUACGGCAGAUUCAAAUGCAACUCACCGCGGAGGCAGAGAAGCAGGGCCUCUCGCUCCAGGAAUACGUUCAGAGACUCCGACAGCAGGCCAUGGCACAGCAACAGGCGCAAAUUCAGGCGCAACAACGAGCCCAGCAGCAGCCCAUUCAGCCAGGGCCACCCAAGCCAGAGGCCCUCGCCGUCGCCAACUGGCUAAAGGCACAGGAACUCAAGCCCCGCACCGUCGUUCACGACGAGAAGCGCAAGGACAUGUUUAGAGUCAAGCGUGCUAUCCGCGCCCUGCAGUCGCCUGCCUACCAGAAAGCCCGGGCGAAGAACCCUCUGCUUCCCGAAGUCACGGACCGCGCAUCAGCCGAGAACGCGUUCAAGCUCCUUCCGCUCUCACUGCUUGCCCUCCGCGUCUCCAAGGUCGAAGGAGAUGCGCACGAGGGCCAUGGGCAUGCAAAGCCCAAGCGCGUCAAGGGGCUAUGGACAGUCAAGAUUGAGCAACAUCAAGAAGCCAACGACGACAACUACUACAUCUGGCUAUACGAGGGUUCACAAAUGAAGCAAAAGCUAUAUGCUGCCGGUGCUCUGGUCUUGGUCAUUGCUGUCGUGCUCUUCCCGCUGUGGCCCCUCAUGCUGAGGCAGGGAGUCUGGUACCUGAGUAUGGGCAUGCUCGGCUUGAUUGGGCUGUUCUUCGCCAUGGCCAUUGUUCGCCUGAUCCUCUUCGUCAUUACCAUAUUUGCGGCCCCACCUGGCCUUUGGCUCUACCCCAACUUGUUCGAGGAUGUGGGUUUCUUCGACUCGUUCCGGCCUGUCUGGGCAUGGCAAGAGACUGCAGAAGACAUCCAAAAGAAGAAGCAAGCCAAGAAGGAAAAGAAGGCGGCCAAGCUCGCCGCCCGAGCCAAUGGAGCGGCCAAAUCUAGCAAAUCUCAGGCCCAAUCCCACGACCAUGGCCACGACCACUCGCACGAUCACGGCCACGACCACGACCACAGUCAUAGCCACGAUCACAACGUCGUCCAGAUCGCUCCCGUACAAUUCUCCUCGCCUGUCGACUCUGCAUCUCAGCCCACCGGCUCAGAAGCCGGUCCAGAGGGCGGACUCACCCAACGGCCGCCGCGGGCCACGGUGGAGGAGGCCGAGGACGAGUAG